GCCUGACGAGGUCAGCGGGACACCGGCGGCGGUCAUAGAAGGGCUGCAAUGGAGUCUGGUGGGCGUCGAGAUUCGCGACGGAACGCCGGCGGACCGUUGGAGACGCCAGAUAACAGGACGGCGACGGUAUCAAUUGGGACAUGGAGAUUGCAAGCGAGGGACAAGUCGCGUGCUCGUGAGAUCUUGGGUCGCGCCCUCCGACGCCUGGUGGCAGAUCCCCUCUGCCAUGGAAUGGGCAUCGAAUUUCAUUUCAGAGAAGCCGGUCUACUCCGAGCCCCGAUGUUUCCCGCCCUGAAGCGUCAAACGUUCGAAUCCCAGCCUUGGUGAGAAGGUAAGUUUACUAUGACGCCCCUCACAGCUCCCAUUGCGAGCUUCGACGGAGCCAAGCCCUUCAUUCAUCGAAUUUCAAUUUCAUUAUCGUGGCAUUUAGUCCUGGUUUCCAGUUGCUAAGUAUUAGCUUAGAUGGCAUGUAUUCAUCGAUUUGAGCAAGGCCAUUUCCCGACGGAGUCGGUGUUCUCUAAUUUUGUUGAAGAAACCUGGCAGGAUUAAGAACUUGGAUAAGAUUCAGAAGGGGUCAAAUGCAGUCAGCAGUUUGUUCGGAGCAAACAUCCUGAUGCGGACAAAAUUAACUUGACUCCACCCUCAGUGCAUGCUUCUUCUGAAGCGAAUGGCGGCUAACGUCAGCUCUGCAGUGGCCAAACGCCCGUUCUCGCGCUCGCCGUCACCACGCGCACCCAAGCGUACUAAGAUUGAUCAUCUCACGUCUGAGGACUUCAAGAAUGGCGUGGUCCUGGCGCCGAUGGUUCGUUCCGGAGCCCUCCCAACUCGACUUUUCGCUUUGAAACACGGAGCAUCCCUGGUAUGGGGACCUGAGAUUGUGGACAAGGCUAUCCUGGUCGCCGAGCGUGUCGUUGAUCCUGUGACCGGUGUCGUCUCGUUCAAUGGAAAGUCGCGCGCGAUGUUCACAACCCACCCGGUCGAAAAGCCGUACUACAUCUUCCAAAUCGGCACUGCCGACCCGGAACUCGCCGUCCAAGCCGCGCGUGUGGUCAUGAACGACAUCUCUGGGAUCGACCUCAACUGCGGGUGCCCGAAGCCCUUCUCGACGCACUCCGGCAUGGGCGCGGCCCUGCUCACGAAUCCCGAUCUCCUGUGCUCCAUCCUUGUCGCCCUGCGCGCAGCGAUGCCGCCCGAGAUCACGGUGUCCGCGAAGAUCCGGCUCCUGCCGUCCCAGGAAGACACGCUCAAGCUCGUCGAGCGCAUCGUGAAUACCGGAAUCAGCGCGCUGACGGUCCAUUGCCGCACGCGGACGAUGCGUGACCGCGACGCCGCGAUGAUCGACCGGCUGAAGGAGAUCGUGGACUUCGUGGCGGGGAUGGGCAAAGGCGUUGCUGUGAUUGAGAAUGGAGACUGCACUAGUGCUGAGGAUGCGAAGCGGAUCCGGGAAAUCACCGGUGCCCACUCGGUCAUGAUUGCGCGUGGUGCAGAGUCGAAUCCGACCUGCUUCGACUCGAAGCCCUUGUGCGACCUGGAGUCCACGUUCGUUCCAGCGUAUCUCCGAGUGGCCAGGUACCUGGACAACAACUGGGGACUGACGAAGUUCUGCGUCUCCCAAUUCAAAACGAAGCAUGUCAACUUCGACAAGGCGGCCCAGAAGCGAUACCGUGAAAUCUUGCACUCGACGAAAGGAUUUGACGGGUUGGAGGAGAUCGUGGGCGACUGGACAGGUGAAGAGGAUUUUAAAGAGAUCGUCAAGAUCAUCGAGGCCAGACCGCCCAGAACCCGUGCCCAGAUGGAAAACCUGUCGAGCAGUCCGAGUCCGGUUCCCUCCGAAUCGCUGAUCUGUACCCCUCCUGACACGGUGAAUCCAGAACCGCCCGGCUCAGGGGUUCCUCUGUUGUUCACGGAGCAUCUGGUAAAGGACCUCGCCAUUCUGAAAGGCGAAGGUCCGCUGACACCUUCCCCCGGGGGUGUCAUGGUGGCGCCUUUGUAGAGUAGCACUCCCUGUCUUGUAAUGUGCGUGACAAUCUCCGGGAGUAGGACACAAGCUCCCCGUUCCUAAUUAUCAAUAUUAAGUAUUGGCAGUCGGGCACAAUACGACAAGCCGACAAGCCUGCAAUAUUUGACAGCUUUUACGAGUCAUGCAGUGCCACGCCAUGUGACCCACGGAGAGACGCCACACAAUCUGAGCAUAUUGCAGCUUGUGCUGUCGUGUUUUUAGGCCGAUUCGGAGCAUUUAGCAAGCAUUUAGCUGCAGUCUGAAUAAUCCUACAUGACAUACGGCGCAAUGACGGGCCACAUUUGACCGUCCGCAUUUCUCCUUCGUCCGCCAUCAUCACGCUUACGCGUUCCACUGCCGCCGCCGAAUAUGAAGAGCGCACACAUUGCAGCAGCGGCGUGUUUUUCUAUCCCUUCCUGACAACCCAAACUGCUGUGCCAGCGCAUCUACGGGCCGACAAACUGGCCUCUCGUGCUCUGCCAAGGUCAUGGCUUCUCGCAAGCCUGACCGUAAAUUUGCCAUUGUUCUGUAUGCCGCUACUAGUAUUGUAUUAGCGACCGUCGGAUUCUCCCUGAGUGUCCUCGCCGCUGUAAUCGCCCUAUUUACCAACAAUAUCUAUAAUACACCCCCCACCGACGCUCGUUCUCUUUCCUCGAUCUCUUCCUCCACCACCGCGCGCAAGAGAUCCUCCAGGCAUAGAACAGAGCGUCGAUCACGUCCUGCUCAAUUGUCCAUGCCUCUUGUCCCGCACGCACAGGAGGACGACCUGCUCUCACCGGUCGACCUCCCGCUGAGCACACCGGUGACAGGCCAUCUGGAACCGUCUGCCCUGCUGCUCACUUCUACGUCGCCACCAUCCGAAGAUGCUGCUCCUCAAGUAUCUACGUCACCACCGCCCUUGCGAGACUCAGCGGAGAUUCCGGACGUGGGGAUUCUGGAGCAUACACCCCAGGAGGCAUCGCUCUCACCUGAGACACGCGGCCGGCGGCGGAAAGGUCUCUCCAAACUCGUGCAUCUUUUCGGUAAACGCGCGUCGUCGUCAGAGCCCGCGGCGCGGGCGAAAUCUCCCGACCACAAUCGGCGCCGGUCGCACUGCGCAUCUGUGCUCAGUGCCGCGACGACGCGCUCUCCACCGACACACCCAUCUCCUAUUGUCUCGCUGUCCUCCCUAGACUCUCAAGCGAAGAUGAAGCGAUCCAAGUCGGCGCUGGGCUUGCGAUCGGCGUCUUCGUUUCCCAGCGGACUCAAUGGACCAGAGAAACAGAAGGAGCUACAUAUUCGGCCACGCACGCAGCCCUACGCUGCGCCGUACUUUGUUCCGCCGCCCGAUAGUGCGGAUGUAAUCGAGCCCCUGUCUCGGGACGAUUUGAAGCGCAGGCGGACAAUGUCACCGCCGGACAGAAGGAGAUCGCUGCUGGGUCCCCACUGAUGUCAGCCGCUGCUCUGUGAUGUUGUAAUAGCAUCUUGAAUCCCCAGCGUGUUCGUCCAAAUCAUCUAAUGUACAAUUACAAUGAAUGUUUCGCCUAUGAGAUGCAAUAAGAAUCCUAUCCAACUCAGAAA
This is a messenger RNA of Mycena citricolor, 3559 nucleotides long. The record is from the annotation of a GenBank genome assembly. NCBI's taxonomy places the organism in Eukaryota, Fungi, Basidiomycota, Agaricomycetes, Agaricales, Mycenaceae.